Messenger RNA from Acanthamoeba castellanii str. Neff, 936 nucleotides. RefSeq names its product kelch repeatcontaining protein. The transcript is spliced from 3 exons. The record is from RefSeq and is a predicted model, not a curated record. Bases 1 to 936 code for a protein of 311 amino acids. NCBI's taxonomy places the organism in Eukaryota, Discosea, Longamoebia, Acanthamoebidae. Gene Ontology annotation, molecular function: protein binding.
AUGCACUGGUCGUCGGCGACGUAUGAGGGCACCAAGCCCCCGGGGGUGCGGUCGCAUACCACCACGCGCGUGGGAUCGAAGCUGUUCGUGAUAGGGGGUUCGGCGUCGGACGACUCCUUCAACAACGUGACGGUUUUCGACGCGGAUACGUUCUUCUGGUACAAGCCAGAGGUGCGGGGCUCGGCCGAGUUCGGACCCCACCGAGCCCAUUCGGCCACUCUGGUCCAGAACGGCUGCGACAUCUUCGUCUUCGGGGGCGGCGACGGCCCGAACUACUUCGACACGCUCUUUAUUUUGAACACCAAGACCAUGGCCUGGUCGCAGCCCAAAGUUACCGGCACCGGGCCGGGGCCGCGACGUGCGCACUCGGCGACACUUGUCGGCAAGGACCUGUACAUCUUUGGCGGUGGCGACGGACGCAAGGCGCUCAACGACAUUUUCAUUCUCGACACGGACCUCUUGGCGUGGCGGAACUGUGAGGUCAAGGGGGACGUCCCUCCGCCCAGGGGCUAUCACGCGUCGUGUCUGCUCGACAACAACAAGAUACUGGUCUACGGAGGCUCCGACGGCCAGGAGUGCUUCAGCGACGUGGCCAUUUUCGACACGGUGUCGUCGACAUGGAGCAAGCAGAAGGUGAUCAACCCCAAGCCUCGUCUCGGUCACACUGUCAGCGCCAUCGGCAACACCGUCUUCGCGUUCGGAGGCCACAACGGCACCGACUACGUCAACGAGCUCGACGUGCUCAGCGUGCGGGGUCAGGAAUGGACGUCCCUGCCGCACACCGGCACGUCGCCUCAGCCCAGAGGCUACCACACCGCCACCUACUACGACUCGCGCCUGUUCGUCUACGGCGGCUUCGACAACAGCAAGUGCUUCGACGAGAUCACCGUGCUCGAUCUGAGUAUCUACGCCUACUUCGGCCUCGGCGAGAAGUAG